This is a messenger RNA of Rangifer tarandus platyrhynchus (Svalbard reindeer), 2898 nucleotides long. Lineage: Eukaryota; Metazoa; Chordata; Mammalia; Artiodactyla; Cervidae. The record is from the annotation of a GenBank genome assembly.
AUGUUGUGGAUAAUUCUUCUAAGCACAAUUGCUUUAGGAUGGACUACCCCGAUUCCCCUGAUAGAGGACUCAGAGGAAAUAGAUGAGCCCUGUUUUGAUCCAUGCUACUGUGAAGUUAAAGAAAGCCUCUUUCAUAUACAUUGUGACAGCAAAGGAUUUACAAAUAUUAGUCAGAUUACUGAGUUCUGGUCAAGACCUUUUAAAUUGUAUCUGCAGAGAAAUUCAAUGAGGAAAUUGUACACCAACAGUUUUCUUCAUUUGAAUAAUGCUGUGUCCAUUAACCUUGGGAACAAUGCAUUGCAGGACAUUCAAACAGGAGCUUUCAAUGGUCUUAAGAUUUUAAAGAGACUAUAUCUUCACGAGAACAAACUAGACGUCUUCAGAAAUGACACCUUCCUUGGCUUGGAAAGUCUGGAAUAUCUUCAGGCAGACUACAAUGUCAUUAAACGUAUUGAAAGUGGGGCAUUUCGGAAUCUAAGUAAAUUGAGAGUUCUGAUUUUAAAUGAUAAUCUCAUUCCCAUGCUUCCGACAAAUUUAUUUAAGGCUGUCUCCUUAACCCACUUGGACCUGCGUGGAAACAGGUUGAAAGUUCUUUUUUACCGAGGAAUGCUAGACCACAUUGGCAGAAGCCUGAUGGAGCUCCAGCUGGAAGAAAAUCCCUGGAACUGUACAUGUGAAAUCGUGCAACUGAAGAGUUGGCUGGAACGCAUUCCUUACACUGCCCUGGUGGGAGAUAUCACUUGCGAGACUCCUUUCCAUUUUCAUGGAAAGGACCUGCGAGAAAUCAGGAAAACAGAACUCUGUCCCUUGUUGUCUGACUCUGAGGUGGAGGCUAGUUUGGGGAUUCCCCACUUGUCAUCAAACAAGGAGAAUGCAUGGCCAACUAAGCCUUCCUCGAUGCUGUCCUCUGUCCAUUUUACUGCGUCUUCUGUUGAAUACAAGUCCUCCAAUAAACAGCCCAAACCCACCAAACAGCCUCGAACACCAAGGCCACCGUCCACAUCUCAAGCUUUAUACCCUGGUCCAAACCAACCUCCUAUUGCUCCUUAUCAGACCAGACCACCCAUUCCCAUUAUAUGCCCUACUGGGUGUACAUGUAAUUUGCAUAUCAAUGACCUUGGUUUGACUGUCAACUGCAAAGAGCGAGGAUUUAAUAACAUUUCUGAACUUCUUCCAAGGCCUCUGAAUGCCAAGAAACUGUACCUGAGUAGCAAUCUGAUUCAGAAAAUAUACCGUUCUGAUUUUUGGAAUUUCUCUUCCUUGGAUCUCUUACAUCUGGGGAACAAUCGUAUUUCUUAUGUCCAGGAUGGGGCCUUCAUCAACCUGCCUAACCUAAAGAGCCUCUUUCUCAACGGCAACGACAUCGAGAAGCUGACUCCAGGAAUGUUCCGAGGCCUACAGAGUCUGCACUACUUGUACUUUGAGUUCAACGUCAUCCGGGAAAUCCAGCCUGCAGCCUUCAGCCUCAUGCCCAACUUGAAGCUGCUAUUCCUCAACAAUAACUUGCUGAGGACCCUGCCAACAGAUGCCUUUGCAGGCACAUCCCUGGCUCGGCUCAACUUGAGAAAGAACUACUUCCUCUAUCUUCCAGUGGCUGGUGUCCUAGAACACUUGAAUGCCAUUGUCCAGAUAGACCUCAAUGAGAAUCCUUGGGACUGUACCUGUGACCUUGUUCCUUUCAAACAGUGGAUCGAAACCAUCAGCUCAGUCAGUGUGGUGGGUGAUGUCCUAUGCAGGAGCCCCGAGAACCUCACCCACCGUGAUGUGCGCACUAUUGAACUGGAAGUUCUCUGCCCAGAGAUGCUGCACAUGGCACCAGCUGGAGCAUCCCCAGCUCAGCCCGGAGAUGCUCACCUUGCUGGGGGACCGACGAGUGCAUCACCUUAUGAGUUCUCUCCCCCUGGGGGUCCUGUGCCACUUUCUGUGUUGAUUCUCAGCCUGCUGGUUCUGUUUUUUUUAGCAGUCUUUGUUGCUGCAGGCCUCUUUGCCUAUGUCCUCCGACGGCGCCGGAAGAAGCUGCCCUUUAGAAGCAAGAGGCAGGAAGGCGUGGACCUCACUGGCAUCCAGAUGCAAUGCCACCGACUUUUUGAGGAUGGUGGAGGUGGUGGAGGUGGAAAUGCAGGUGGGGGCCGACCAACUCUUUCCUCUCCAGAGAAGGCCCCUCCUGUGGGUCACGUAUACGAGUACAUUCCUCAUCCCGUUACUCAGAUGUGCAACAACCCCAUCUACAAGCCUCGCGAGGAGGAGGAGGUGGCUGUUUCAUCCGGGCCAGAGGCAGGGGGUGCAGAACGUGGGGUUCCUGCAACACAACCCCCGGGAAUGGGGGAGGUUCUCCUAGGAAGUGAGCAGUUUGCUGAGACACCCAAGGAGAACCACAGCAACUACCGGACCUUGCUAGAAAAAGAAAAGGAGUGGGCGCUGGCAGUGUCCAGCUCCCAGCUCAAUACCAUAGUGACCAUGAAUCAUCAUCAUCCUCACCCUCACCACGCAGCAGUCGGUGGGGUUUCCGGGGUCGUUGCGGGAACUGGGGGAGACUUGGUUGGGUUCCGCCACCACGAGAAUGGCGGGGUGGUGCUGUUUCCUCCCGGGGGAGGUUGUGGCGGCAGCAGUAUGCUGCUAGACCGAGAGAGGCCACAGCCAGCCCCCUGUACGGUGGGGUUCGCGGACUGCCUCUACGGCACAGUGCCCAAGUUAAAGGAAUUGCAUGUCCAUCCCCCUGGCAUGCAGUACCCAGACUUACAGCAGGACGCCAGGCUCAAGGAAACCCUUCUCUUCUCGGCUGGAAAGGGCUUCACAGACCACCAAACGCAAAAAAGUGAUUACCUCGAGUUAAGGGCCAAACUUCAAACCAAGCCGGAUUACCUCGAAGUCCUGGAGAAGACAACAUAUAGGUUCUAA